UUGAUGAAAACGGAAGUAAAGAAACAGACAAUGUGAUCACAAUCCAGAUGCCGGUGUUGAGUCCCAAUCUCCUGAGCAACCAUCGAGAGCUCAGGCUGGCUCACCUAGCGCUGGGAUUUAUCAGCAUGGGAUAUGUAUGGCAGGAAGGACAACAAUCACCUGCUCAGAUUCUUCCUAAAGCCCUGGCUUUGCCUUAUUGGCUGGUAUCUGAUAGGCUCGGCCUUCCUGCCAUCCUGACUUAUGCAGAUUCAGUUUUAUGCAACUGGAAAUUAAGGGAUCCCACAGGGGAUAUGGAAAUUGGGAACUUGGAUUUGAUAUUUUCCUUUCCUGGCGGGGAGAGUUGCAGGGGAUUUUUUAUUGUAUCUUUGUUGGUCGAGAUGGCUGCAAGUUCAGGCAUUACGGGAGCUCUGGAGGUGAUGCACGCCAUGAACAUCUCUGACCUCAGCAGCCUACAGAGAGGUCUCGUGAAAGUGACUCAGUCUUUGAAGAAGAUGAAGGAAACCUUCAAACUUAUGCACAAUCAUGUGGAUCCAACUGCGUUUCAUGGAACAUUGAGAAUUUUUGUCUCAGGGUGGCGAGACAACCCCAUGCUUCCAAGGGGGCUGUUGUAUGAAGGUGUGAGCAAUGAGCCAAUUUUGUUAUCAGGCGGAAGUGCAGCCCAGAGUUCAGCCCUUCAGUGCUUUGAUGCGUUGCUCUGCAUCCAGCAUGAGGAUGAGACAGGAGCCUUCCUGACACGCAUGAGGGAGUACAUGCCUCCCGCCCACCGUCGGCUGAUUGAGACUCUGUCUGUCUGUCCAUCUCUGCGAGACUUCAUCCUGUCCCACCCCAGCUCCGAUCUCUGCCAGGCCUUCAACUCCUGUAUCUCAGCGCUAGUAGAUUUAAGGAACUACCACCUCAAGACUGUGGCCAAGUACGUUAUUUUGCCCGGUUCUCAGGCCAUGGGCUGCCCGCUGAGAGGUGUUGGCACCGCGCUGAACACCACAGGGACCGGUGGAUCCAGCUUCAUGGUCUUCCUCAAGAGCACUCGUAAUGCCACUCAAAAAGCAUUGAUCCAAGAGAGGCCAUCUGCGUCAAGAGAAACUGAAAUAUGAUUUACACUACAGUAUUAAUUAUAAUAUGCACAUUAUCCAACACCUUUUUAUACACAAUGCUCUUGUUGUUCUAUUUAUAAAUGGAAUAAAAGUACAUGCUGUUUUUUUAACCUCCAGUGGUUUAUCUUUGCGAUGUGGAUGUGUACUCCAGGGUGUCAGUGCACUGUGACAUCACUGUUGGGUGUGGCCUAAACAGACUCCAUAUUUGCCAUAUUUCGUAGGCCACUUCUGCCAUGCAGGUUUAAACAAAAAAAAUCUAAAACAUCAUGAAAUAAAAAUAUGGUAAACCAAAAUGAUGCUUAAUCACAAUUGACAGAAUGUAGAUUUGUUUUAUCCCAAACUACAGCUUCUUAUGUAUUCUUGGCUUCCAUAUAAUAUAGUCCUCGAUAUUAAUGAAUAAACUUCACUGUACUUGACAUCAUAUUUCAUAUGAUCAUGUAAUAUCCUUGUUAAAACUUUUACAGACAAUGCUACAAAGUGGAUCUACAUCUAGGGAUGGAUUAAAUUUAUUCUUUUUAUCUGUUUUUGUUAAAUAAUGUAUAAU
Notothenia coriiceps (black rockcod) is the source of this 1635-nucleotide messenger RNA. RefSeq names its product indoleamine 2,3-dioxygenase 2-like. The record is from RefSeq and is a predicted model, not a curated record. Lineage: Eukaryota; Metazoa; Chordata; Actinopteri; Perciformes; Nototheniidae. Gene Ontology annotation, biological process: 'de novo' NAD+ biosynthetic process from L-tryptophan. Gene Ontology annotation, cellular component: cytoplasm. Bases 48 to 1091 code for a protein of 347 amino acids. The transcript has 8 exons. Gene Ontology annotation, molecular function: L-tryptophan 2,3-dioxygenase activity; indoleamine 2,3-dioxygenase activity; metal ion binding.